AUGGCGGUCGCUAAGGACCCGAUCGGCACCAUUGCGCAGAUUGCCAACGAAACGCAGCUAUUUUCUGAGAAGGGAGCUGGAUCAACAACCGAAGCAACAUCGAACCCUGAUAUUGAAGCCGCCCCAAAGGACGCGGCUCUUGAAAAACGGAUAAUGCGAAAGAUUGACCUCUGGCUUGUUGGCUUUUACUCUCUCGUUUACGUCUUCCGGGUUAUUGACAGCGCAAACUAUUCGAACGCCGCCAUCAUCAACCUAGAGGCCGGUACAGGCAUCAAGAAACAGCUCCACUUCACGCCUUCGCAGUGGGCAUGGACGCUUUCCAUCUUCUCUUACAGCUAUCUUAUCUUCGAGCCUACCAAUACGGUACUUUUAAAGCUGUUCAAGCCGUCAAGAUGGAUGUUCAUCCUGAUCAUGGCGUGGGGCAUAUCGGCGUGUUGCUCCGCAGCAGCAACAAACUUCUCAGGCAUGAUGUGCACCUGA
Molecule: messenger RNA, 480 nt
Organism: Colletotrichum chrysophilum
Lineage: Eukaryota; Fungi; Ascomycota; Sordariomycetes; Glomerellales; Glomerellaceae
Exons: 2
Coding region: 1-480 (159 amino acids)
Cellular component (GO): membrane
Molecular function (GO): transmembrane transporter activity
Source: RefSeq, a predicted model, not a curated record